AGAGCCUGAAAAAUGGUGGCUUUAAACCUUCUCUAGAGUAUUAUAAGUUUCUCUUAGAAUUGAGAUCUGUAAUUGCAUGUUACCUUAUGAUUGGAAGAAAAAAAUAGCCAGGCGGUAGCAUAUAUGGUCAGUAUUAUCUGGAUUUUGGUAUUUGUGGAUUUUAUGUGAUCUCGGUUUUAGGUGAGGGUUGUAGGGGGUGCCCCCUGUUCCCCCUCAAUUUUGAUGCUUCUGGUUGUUGCAUAAAUUAUGGCUUUCAUUUUAGUUGUUGACAUUUUUGUUUUUCUUUCUAAUACUUGUAAAGUAGGGGAUUUGUAAUUACUAUAUAAUUUAAAGUAUUUUGGAAUGUAUUUUUUGGAAGCGGGUAGGCUGAGAAAUGUCUGUCAAAAUAAACAUUUUUAAUAAUGAAAGCAGUAUGAAACUAGGGGUUCAGUGCAACAAGGUGGUCAGGCCAGACACUUCUUUGAAAGCAGGCUGGCCUUCAAUUAGCUGUUUGACAAAGCAGGAAAUGUAGACUGUGUUAGCUUGAAUUUAAUUUAAAUUGAUGUCUUUUUCUAAUACUAUGCAAAGGAAACAGCCUUACCUUGCUGUCUGCUGGUUCAUUUAGGGUAGUGGCAGUGGUCUCCAAAGUGAAGGGAAGUUUUAGGGUCCGAAGAAAGUAUUGCUUUAGUCUGAAUGUAUGCCUCAAAUUUAUGUGAAAACAUCAUGAAUAUAUUGUCUUUUAUAAGUAAAUUAUGCAAACUACCCAAUUUAUCUCUGUAGGAGCGGGCCUGGGGACCCAGUAGAAGUAAGUUGGGCUAUUUUUAAGGUGCUACAUAGACAGACCUAGUUGUUUGCCUCUGAAUGGGGCCAAGAGAAAGGCAAGGGCCUAGACUUAAAACCCGCCUGCAGGGAAGGGAUCAGGAUGGGAUGGUAACCACUCCUGAUAGAGGGACCCAUGAUCAUGAUACUGGGAAGGGCUUCUGUGGGCAAAGCCAAACUUUGGUAUCCAAAGAAGAGAGAGGCAGCAGAAACAGUACAUAAGGCAAGCAUGGGCCAUUCCAAAUGUUCUGAAUUACAGCAAGUGGGAAAUGCAAGAGGGCUACCCUGCACUGUAGGUCAGCUGCAUCAGAGCUUUCCGAUGUAAGAAUCUGAGGAUGGCCAAAAGUCGCAUCUCACAUAACUGCUUGGGCCACUGGAUAAUGGGUUUGGGAGCUCUGUGCUGGUAUUGAGAGUCUGCUUUUGGGCUCAGUAGGAAACAGUGCAGUGACAGGUUAGAAUACCCUCUGGAGAGGGGACAGGAGCAGGUGUACACUUGGCCCUGGACCCGUUUAUUGACCACUCACUCCUGGACUGACUGCUGGAUAGGGAGGGAAGAGGACCGGCAAGAGUAGAACAGGGUCUGGGCCAGAGGAUCGAGUUCUGCUCUUUCAUUUCCUCCUGACCUGUGGAGGUCCUUCUCAGAGACAGGGAGAGCUGGCCCUGCCUGCAGGCAGCAGGGUGGUCCCAGUCUUCUCAGUGACCACCCCUCAGGAGAGGGGAGACACGGAAGCUCAAAGCCAGACAGGGUUUGACAGAUAUCCAUGAACUCCUGUGGAGUUUUGAGGAUUUCUACUAUACAGGGCGCACCGGAAUCCAUGAUGGGAUUUAGUGCAUCUGCUUGGCGUAAACUGGUUGAAUGUCUUUCUCAGUUUCAGCCUAAUUCCACCCAAGGAAAAAUUCAUCUGCAGCCAUUUUCAUAGGGCACACUUAAAACCACUGGUUGUGUCAUAGACCCUCGCUGCACUCUUCUCUUAAGAAACCAGUGUGACAGUUUCAAAGGCGGAUUAGUUCCGUCAGCUCUCUGGAAGAAUGAUGAAGAAAGCCUUGAAUGUUUGCUAGACUAUCCCAGAACACAUGCGGACUCUUCCAAAAAAUUGCAUCCAAGUCAUUUUUAAACCCUAGUUUGAGUCAUUACCCCCUUGGUGGGAUAUCUCUUAGCUAUUCUGGAAAUUGACAUAGCUGCUUCAGCACCUCUCCGCUGGUGAAAAGACACUACCCACCCCAACACAAUGUUCUCAUCCUGAACACCUUUGUAUUCGGGAAUGGCUUCAGUGCAAAUGAUUGUCAGGGCGCCACAGGUUCGAGAAAUGACUUCUCAGGCCUGGUAGGUGUGCGGUAAGUUUUCAUGGCGUCUUUCCCGGAGAGCUGGGAAACGCAGUCCCGGCCGCACCUCUGGGGCACAGUCAUAAAUCAUUCACUUGCAAUAACUUGAUUGUCGUGAAUAGAAAUGAGGUCUCGAAUGGUGUUUGGGGGGUGGGGGAGAAGCAAGACUGUCGUGAGGCAAGUAGACCCCUAUUCUAGUUGUCAGCAGGGAGAACUUGAAAUGAUAGACAGAAGCAAUGGUGUUGGAGGCAGCAUGUCAAUUCAAAUAAGACCCGUUAGCACAUAGUAUCUAAUUAAAUUCUAGGUGGGAGGGCAUGUACUGUAAGUAUAAAGAGAAUCUGCAAGAUGUGAUUGGUGACGUUUUAGGAUAAUUGAGUAGACAGAAAAAGCUCAGAGGAAAAAAAAAAAAGAGGACUGAAAUGGGCUUUGAAGAAUAGGUGCAAUUUCAAAAGGGGAAGGAGAAAUAGCAUUUCUCUUCAAGAAGUUUCAAAGAUUUAUUCAGAAUCAUUUGUGAAGGACAAAAAUAACAACUUGAUAUUUUUACCAGAUUUGAAAGAGCAGUAAAUAUUUUAAGUGACAGUAUCAUAAAAAGCAUCACUUGAGUGCCAAAAGUAUUGUCCAGCUCUCCUCCUUUGCACAGGAGGAAACUGAGCCCACAGAGGCUGAUGGUUUUACCUGGUGCCACCCCAACCAGUGCGAGCCAGAGCUCGGCCUGCCGGGGAACCUGGCCUGGGACGCCAGCCUGCUGCUCUCUCUGCUGCCUGGGGUUUUGGAACCUUCCUGGGCCAUGAGGCUGCUUUUACUGUCCAGUCACAGAGCCCUCCGAAGUUUCCAGCAAGUAAUAAACUAAAAAUACGUGCUCUUUGCUCACAUGGGUCACACAGACUAAAGAGCCCCAGUGCAUUUUGUAUAGCUUUGGGGAUCAAGCUCAGAGUCACUCGGUCUGUCCAUCCAUCUGUCCUUUGUGCCGUGGAAAGAACAAUGUGUGUCAAAUAGAUCUGGGUUUAAAUCCCAGCUUUUACUCUCUACUUGCCAAGUUCAUCAUCAAGUCAUUCCGCCUUUGCAAACUGUUCCCCCGUCUGUGAAAUGGGAACACUGCCUCUCUCCUUGGGUGGCUGUGAGAAUUAAGUGACAUGGGAAGGGAUGACGCUCCUCCUGACCCUGUCAUAUGGAGUAUGUCCUCAGUAUCUGUUGCGCCAGCCCUGUGGUCAAGGCCCUGCCAGAGCUGGCCUUGUUUUCUUCAAGCCGCCUUCCUGGUUGGUGCUGUACAGAUCCUACCAGGCCAUUUUCCCCACCAGCCCCACAUUCCCAGCUGCAGACCCAGGCCCUUGGGAGCCUGGAGGGGCUCUCCUGCAGAUCUCAGACCCUCCCUGGGCAGUUGCUGCCCCAAGGGCACAUUGCUUGGAGGGAGGCAGGUGCCUUGGUCUCCUGCCCUUUGGGUGUGUGUGGCUCGGUGUGCGGAAGGGCCAGGGUCUCAGUCCCAGCUCCCCCUGCCACCUUGCCUAGGGGCCCACACAUGGUGCACUCAACACACAGGCAUUCCCAGCCGCCCCAGAUGGCGCCCUCCUCCACUGGCACCCAGGGACCUCCUCCCGGCUCCAUGUGCAGGUUUUUGACCCAUUCAAUGCACUUAUGUCCUUUAAGCCUCUUGUCCUCUUACACUUUACUGUUGUGUAGUUCUUCUGUUCUCAGCUGCUUUUCUCAAGGACAAAGGCUGUGUCUUCUUCGGAGCUCUUCCUAGCAUAGAACUGGGCACAGCAUAAUAAUCAUCCAAAUGAAUUUUUUUUUUUUUUACUCUUUGGUAAAAUUCUCCACUUUCAGGGAACUCUCACGGCAGCUCAUUUAAGGCAUCCAACACACCUCUGAAGUACCGUUGUCUCCCUUAUAGGGAGGGAAAGUAAGGUUUAUACAUAUAUAUAUAUGUAUUCUGUCAAAUUUCUACUGUACAGCAUGGUGACCCAGUUACACAUACAUGUAUAGAUUCUUUUUUCUGACAUUAUCAUGCUCCAUCAUAAAGUAAGGUUUUGAAAGGCUAAGCACAGAGUAAGUUUUAGAACUUGGUUGAUAGUUUGCUGUUCUCUUUGUUACCAAGAGUCUUUUUAAGAAAUGGUUAAUGUUGAACAGCAGGUUUUCUUGAAUCACAGUGUGUUGUGUUUACCCUGCUGAAACUUAGGUAGCUAAAGUAGAUUUCUAUAGGGCAACUAAGGUAAAAACAGGCCAUUUAACUUGGGGCGCCUUUGAAUGAAACCCAUUAUAAGUGUAUUUACAUAUUUCAGAUUUCAUGGAUAUAUUCAGAAAUAUUAAUGUAGCAUAAUUGACGUCUAAUAUUGCACCCUCAAGCCCAGGGGGAGAAUCAAUGACUCCUUCUACACCUGUCAAAGUUAAUUUUUAACCACUCGUGCAUUGCAAAACAUUCAUCCUGAAGAGCCUGAUUCAUAAAUCUUGUUUUAAAUGCUCUGGGCUUGGUUUGCAACCAAGACGAAAGCAAGCACUAAGGUAGAGGGAAAUGAUUUUCAAAGAGUUUUACUUUUCUCUGAUUUAUUUUUUAUUGGGUUUAAAAUGUGGUCUGACAUUAGAGGGUUGUUUCCAAGGUGAGAAAUGAAACUUAGAAAAAAAUACAUGUGUUUAGCCGGGUAGGAGUAAACACAGGCAAGGUGUACUAGGUUUUGUCAAAAAAUAGGAAGUUUUAUUUGUGCUCUGAAGAGGAGCAUGUAUUGGUGGAUAUAGUUCAGUUUUACUUUUGUUUUUGCAGUGCAAGCCUUCUCUUUCUCUCGAGGGACCUCAGAGAGGGAAAUAGCAAGGAAUGGGUUUCUUUUUUUUCUGCUAAGCAAUGGGCACACCUUUUCAGAUACUUUGUAGAGUGCAUCAGUGUUAUGGAAACCUGAGUUUAUUUAUAAACUCAGAUGGACAUUUUUCUUAGCACAGGGUUAUUAAGAACCCUGGAUGUGGAGUAAAGAAUUGCUAUCACCCUUAAAGGCUUUUCUGUCCUAAUUUGUUUUCAGUUAAAAUUAUGAAGGGAGGCAUCAAUUUAAUCCUUAAAAGAAGGUUUUGGUUCAUUGACUUUUUUUCUCACUGCCUUUUUAUGGGCUUCUGUUCAUAAAUCGUGGCCCACAGAGCCACGUAAGAAGCUGUGCAGGAUGAAAGGUCCUCGUGGGUCAUUUGCUCCUCAACGGUGAUUGGCACAUAGGACAUACUGUGUUCAGUCUGUAACUUACAUACUUAUCUUAAUGAUUAAGGGACAUUUUCCGGACUAGAGCACACACGGAAAGUGACAUAUGGCCUCUUUGUGCCUCUGAGUGAGUUGUACAAAAUUUUUGAGGAAAGGAAAACUAGUAUGACCUAGGGCUUUGAAGAACCUAGAAGGUACAGUUAGUUUUCAGUUAUAUAAGUUUUCCAGGGUGGUAGAGUCUGGGUUUCACAAGUUAAAAUACAAGUUUUCUUAAAAGAGCUUAGCAGGCACAUGAAAAAUAUUUCCUGGGUUGUUAAGGCAUCUGUGCAUUUGAUUUAUUAUUUAUUUCUUAGGGACUCAUAUAGAUUAAGUGACAGUUGGACAAUUAGUCUCACACAAAAUAAUGAGACUUUGGACAUGGUGGGAGAUGAAUGAAAUACACAGAAAGUUGAUUGUUUUCUCCUAAGCAGAAGUUACUGAUGCUGUUCUACCAGCAGAGGGCUCCCUUUUUAAGCUAAUAAAGAGCAUGUGUUUUACAGACCACUGAACUGACUUAAAUAGGAAAAAGCUCACACUUUCAGUAACAUAAGAGAAUCUCUAUGGUAGGUGAUUGUACAUAUUGUGAGAAAUCUGAAGCAAAGUUUUCAAAUCUAUUUGAAGACUUUUUUCUCUAAGUAGAAAGUGUGCUGUUUCCCAGCAGAUAAUUUUCUUCUGAAAGGGAAAAUAGACUGUUGGACUAGAGAGCAUUUUCAUCUUAGAAGGUUUUGACAUGACAUGUCAUGUGAAUCCAGACAGGUAUGCUUAAGAGACGGAUGUUUCCGAGGUUUCCAGCUUUAGAAAGACUAUUUUUAAAAGUAGGGCAAGAUUAUGCAGCUCAGGAUACAAGGGCAUUCUCUGAACUAACCCUGUGUCUGGGAUCAGCUGGCAGGAGCCAGGAGAUGCACUAUCCCCCCCACCUUUGGGAAAGUAGAUAUUUCAAAUUAUAUCAAUUGCACCAAAGGAGAGCUUGUAAAAUCACUUUCAUUGUGAGUACAGCAGUGCUUCCCAGAUACUGCAAGUAAUCCUGAAGCUGGUUCCUGCCAGUGUGGACUCUGUGUCAGCACCUUUGGGUCACCUUCUCGUUACGGAGUGUGAGGGUAUUACAGACAGAACCUGUUUUUUUCAAAGAUAAUUAGAAGGUAGCUUUUUCUUCUAAUAAAACUAAAAAUAGAAAACAGAAAAAGUUUUGUUGUAGGUGUGAAAUUUUUUGCAUGUGGCUUAAAAGAAAUUAACUUCAGUUUCACUUGUUAAUUUUUACUUUCUCUGUCAGAGGGAAGUCAAGAGCAGGGCCAGUGGGUGGAGAAAAAGCAGUUUGGGAGCAAACAUUAGCAGGCUCGGUUCUGGUCCUGGAUUCUAGCCUGUGCUAUCAUCUUGUGCAAACCACUUCACUGGGGGUCAAACCAGAGAGAGAGAGUAUAGCAAGAGGGAAUUGCUUGAAGGAUCUGAGGAUUUUUUCCUGGUUUUAAAGCUAGUAAUUCUGUGAUUUUACUCUGGGUAAGCUUCAUGGGAUAAUAGUAAAGCUAUCUACGCUGAUGUGAGUGAAAAUUUUUCUUAGGCCACAUUUUAGUUCUUCAAAUAGCAGCCAACAGUCCCUAAGGCUUCACUGCAACUUUCUCAAAGGCAAAAAAACUCUAGGAAGGUGUGCCAUUCUCCCUGCCCUCCUGUCCUUUGCCCCAUGUAGCAUUUACACGAACCUAAUGCAGACACACCUCUUAGGGCCAUUUUAACGGGAGUUGAAACUGACUUCGUAGAAAUAGCUGCAGAGGAGGAUUUUUAUUUUGGGGGGUGGUUUUUAUGUUACAGAGCCUAGUGUAUCCGUGCAGAGUCACAUACUUUUCCCUGGGUGCCUCCUUCUGUGAAACCUUUGUAAACCUGUUCCCUGCAGGGUGGCCCCCGUUGGGCUCCCUUGUGACACCUGCAGCCCUCUGUGCUGGGGUGGGGGAGGAGGUGGACGUGAGUGGGGCACGGUGUUCUGGGUCGUUCUGAGAGAGGUUCAGGCCUUUACAAGCAAGGCUUUGAUUCUAUUUUUUGCUGAACUAGCUCAGCCACUUCCUGUGUUUGGCAGCGCCUAGUGCCUCGCUUCUCUGUGGCCACUUGAGCCCCGCGAGCAGCGCGCCGCCGCCGCCCCGCGGGUCCGUGAUCAUAUUUUGCGUCUGCCUACAAUGGCCUUCUCACUUCCUCCGCGACAGGAGGACGGGGGCCAGCCCUGGCCACUUGUUAGCCGAUGACAACUUCGACUUGGACUUGGGCUCCCCUCCCCCGCCCCAAAUCCCUACCUCAGCAAAUAUUUGAACCUGCCCAAGUUAAUCAUGAAGCCGCGAUCUUUAUCUGAAAGGGACGUGCGAGCGCGCGGGCUCUUUCCCUCCCUGGCGCGGCCCGGGUCCCGGCGCGCAGCGGGCUCCUGUGCCGGCGGCAGGCGCUGAACUGCACGGCGGCGGCAGGAGGACAGGCGUCCGACCCUCCCUCCAUCCGAGCCAGGCUUCCGCGCCUCCAGCGCUGGAGGAAUUGCUUUGGGGAUUUUUUUUUUUUUUUUUUUCAUGGUCGGAUACAGGCAUUUUUAAGGGAAACCACUGAAAUGCAUAACCUGCAAACACUGCCUCCUAAACCACCAAAACCCACUACUGUAGCCAACAACGGUAUGAAUAACAAUAUGUCCUUACAAGAUGCUGAAUGGUACUGGGGAGAUAUCUCGAGGGAAGAAGUGAAUGAAAAACUUCGAGAUACAGCUGACGGGACCUUUUUGGUACGAGACGCAUCUACUAAAAUGCAUGGUGACUACACUCUUACACUAAGGAAAGGAGGAAAUAACAAAUUAAUCAAAAUAUUUCACCGAGAUGGGAAAUACGGCUUCUCUGACCCAUUAACCUUCAACUCUGUGGUUGAACUAAUAAACCACUACCGGAAUGAAUCUCUAGCUCAGUAUAAUCCCAAACUGGAUGUGAAAUUACUGUAUCCCGUAUCCAAAUACCAACAGGAUCAGGUUGUCAAAGAAGAUAAUAUUGAAGCUGUAGGGAAAAAAUUACAUGAAUAUAACACUCAAUUUCAAGAAAAAAGUCGAGAAUAUGAUAGAUUAUAUGAAGAUUAUACCCGUACUUCCCAGGAAAUCCAAAUGAAAAGAACAGCUAUUGAAGCAUUUAAUGAAACCAUAAAAAUAUUUGAAGAACAGUGCCAAACCCAGGAGCGGUACAGCAAAGAAUACAUAGAAAAGUUUAAACGUGAAGGCAAUGAGAAAGAAAUACAAAGGAUUAUGCAUAAUUAUGAAAAGUUAAAGUCUCGCAUCAGUGAAAUUGUCGACAGCAGAAGAAGGUUGGAGGAGGACCUGAAGAAGCAGGCGGCCGAGUAUCGCGAGAUUGACAAGCGCAUGAACAGCAUUAAACCUGACCUCAUUCAGCUGAGAAAGACCAGAGACCAAUACUUGAUGUGGUUGACUCAGAAAGGUGUUCGGCAAAAGAAGUUGAACGAGUGGCUGGGCAAUGAAAACACGGAAGACCAAUAUUCGCUAGUGGAAGACGACGAGGACUUGCCCCACCACGAUGAGAAGACGUGGAAUGUCGGAAGCAGCAACCGAAACAAAGCUGAAAACCUACUGCGGGGGAAACGAGACGGCACUUUUCUGGUCCGGGAAAGCAGUAAACAGGGUUGCUACGCCUGCUCUGUCGUGGUAGACGGCGAGGUCAAGCACUGCGUCAUCAACAAGACGGCCACGGGCUACGGCUUCGCCGAGCCCUACAACCUGUACAGCUCCCUGAAGGAACUGGUGCUCCACUACCAACACACGUCCCUGGUGCAGCACAACGACUCCCUCAACGUCACACUAGCCUACCCGGUGUACGCGCAGCAGAGGCGAUGAAGGGCCGGCCCUGCCACCUGCUCAAGUUCAACUCUCUGAGGCCUCCGGCAAGCACAGGGCUCCUCCCCAGCCUGACCCGGGACCUGAGCAGCAGACAUGAAGCCGUCUGCCUGCAGAUGGGACUCGAGCUUUCGACAUAACGGCAGUAGGGGAGACAACGCAGCCUCGCACUGGGCAACGGCCGUGUGGUUCUCACCUGGAGUGCUUAGCAUCCCUUUUCUUUUUUUUUUUUUUUUUUUUUGGUUUGUUUUUCAGUUUAAUUUAAAGCCACAACCACACACGACACAGAAAAAGAAAUGCAAAAAUCUCUGCGUGCAGGGACAAAGAGGCCUUUCACCAUGGUGCUUGUUCAUGCUUUCAGAAGCUUUACCAGCUCAGAAGUCGGGACCUUGGAGACCGGAGCGGGGACGGGCCGCCCAGCCCUGGCCCUGGGGACGCUUGGUCCAGCCUGGGUGUUGCUGUGCACCGUGGCCCCAGACACAUCGCACUGUGGAUUAUUUCAUUUUCUAACAAAAUGAACCGAUAUGUAGCAGAAAGGCACUUCCGCUCAAGAGGAACACUUUGGGGAACGUCGGCUCACGUACGUUCAGAGGAAAUUCUGUUGUAGCAAAGUGCCAGAAAGUGUUUUGUUUAAACUCUUCAAACCAAGACAACCUACCAACAGAAAAAUGGAGCUUGGAAAACAGGACUUCAAAAUGACAUUUAGUAUAUAAAAUAUGUACAUAAUAUUGGAUGACUAACUAUCAAAUAGAUGGAUUUGUAUCAAAACCAAAUAGCUUCUGUUUUGUUGUGCUGAAGGCUAAAGUCACAGUGCUAUGCAAUUCUUUAUUUUCGUUGUUGUUACCUGUUUUCAGUGUACCUUCAGAAUAAGCUUCCCCUUGCCCCAGUUUUUGUUGCUUGAAAAUACUGUCCCUGAUUUUUUUUUUGUUAAUAUUCAUUUUGUUAUUCAUUUCCUUUUUUAAAAAAAAGAAGAAAUGUACAGGAUGCCAAUUUAAAAAAAAAUAUGGCUUCAGAAUUAAAACUAUAAAAUAUUUUACAGUUUUUCUUGUACAGAGUACUUGGCUAUUAGCCCAAGGUUAAAAGGUUCAUAACAGAUUUUGGGGGACUAAAUGUUUUGUUGGGCAGUGCCUGAUAAGCUUCAAAGCUGCUUUAUUCAAUAAAAAAAAAAAGAGAGAGAGAAAGAUAUAUGAAUAUGACAAAGUAUUGCUGAGUUCAACGACAUUGUUUCAAGACUUAAAAAAUACGGUACCUGGGAAUGUUUGUUUCAUAAAGAAUUGUGAACUUCUUGAAUCUAGGGAGGGGGCUGUAGCAAAGGGAUGUACAGGUGGGGUGGGGGGGUGACGAGAUGGCAUGCACUUUCUCUUUCUUGUGAUUACGGAGAAGCGGAUCACCGCAAAGGGAGGUCUUUUCCCACUUGGAUCCGCUGCUUGUUAAAUACCCUGAUGACAAUGACAAACCUACUGGAAGGCCAACACAGUGCCCCUGGCCAGAGAGCUCAUUCCUGAAGAAGGCAGGCAGGAGGGUUCACCCUCCUUGGAAACACUGAUUUCAAGGUGUAUCAUCGCUGCAUUUAGAAAACCUGUCUCCCUCUAGCAUUAGACUACCCAUUUCAACCAACCAACAUCCAUUUUAGAAAAGGCACGAUCUGCAAAGACACUUCUAUCUGGUGGUCUGUUACCUUCCUAGCUUCCCAUCCAAUUUAGACCAUAGAGCAAGCAGACAUGGUCCUAAGCAUCCCCUCCCUGGGCUGUGAGGAGCUUGUUCAAGUCACGCAGCCACUGUAGGACUCACAGUAACAGUCCUCAUUCAUCCAAAUAAUUGUGUUACACUUGCCGGGGUGGGGGGGGAGAGGAAGGGGUGGUUAGAGCAUUCUUUCCUACUUAAGCCAAGAGUGGGAGGCCUCUCUCCUCAAUCGACAUACGCAAAAGCCUUUAUGUCUCAUGUUGGGAGGUGUAAAGGAUAAUUAUCACCACGGUCAACGCGCGGGUCAGUGAACACAGAAUCUUACAACUUCAAUUUUCCUUGCUCACAAAUUAGAUUCACCACAGCUUGACUUCUCCUCCCUUCAAAUACUGGGGUAAGGGGGCUUGGUUUUUUUUUUUUUUUUUUUUUUUAAUGUUGCUCCUUUUAAAAUUCUUUUGAAAGGAUCAGUCUAGCAGCUGACUUCAACAACAGUCGAAUUUUUUUUUUUUUCAUUUUUACAUGAAGCUACUCAUAUCAAGAGCAAUAGUCAGUCUUAUAGCCAGACUGUCAGCCUUCAAACUUGACUGUACUGAGUUAUCUGACCCUCUCCCUCUCAUCUCCAGACAACUGAUGAUCUCUCUGGUCUUGGUCCACAAGUGUCUGCUUUCAAACUCUCCUUCCACAUCUCACACACAAGUCCAAAGGUAACAGUAGUUUAAAAACUAGGUUUGGUGGGUUUGGUUUGUGGUUGUUUUUUUUUUUUUUUUUUUUUUUUUUUUUUGGUAGCACAUCCACUUAUGCUAUUAAGAAACUUUAAUUUCUAACAUGUAAGAUCCAAGGUGGAAUAUUUCAUUAAAAAUCUACAGUUUUGUAUCAGCCUUUGCUUCAGCACUUCCCAAGAUGGCAUGGUAUUUAGGCACUUGCGUUAUUUCUGUGUCUCCUGAAGACAAAUGUAAUACAUUUUUUUCUUUGAACAGCGAAGGUAGGAUUUGCGGUUUCCUAUCACCGUGAGUUACAUUCUACCCGUGAUGCUAUACCUCUGCCAAAUGCCUUUUUGAGUGCAUCGAACAUGCCCACCAUAUCUGUCCUUGUAGAUGUUUGACCAGCAGGGCUCUGAGUCCAGUCAUUCAUGUCCUAACAACAUUGUCUGAGUGGCUUGUAUGAAUGGAAACAGCAGAGGCACUCCUGAUACAUGCUUAUGACAUCCAUGCAUUGAUUUUCCCCACCCAACGUGGUAUCCUGAAGAUAAAAGCCAGAAGCUAAGCUGCAGGGAGGCUGUGAUAGGGCUGUAGGAGCAUUGGGACCGGCUAUCAUACACGAGGGAAAAGAAGCAUCAUAACCAUGUGGAAAGGAAGAUAUCUUGUGUUUGCAACAUCUGGCAACUUCAUAGCCUUGGAUAUAUGUAUAUAUGUAUAUGUGCAUGGACUGUGUUUCCAGUAUACCUUUCAGCCAAAACAGAUCCACAGUCGCUGAGUUCAAGUACUUAACAAGACGAUGUCUAGUACAAUUCUUGUAUAUGUGUAUGGGUUUUGUUUUUUGUGUUUUUUUUUGAAGUUGCUUUGUUUUGUCUUAUAACGCUGAAAAUUGUGUGCAAGUGAAGUGAGAAGUUCAUAAUUCUUUGGCUUUUUUUGUGUUGUUUAAAAGUUAACUCCUUUGGGGGAGCUGGUCUACAUGGCGUGCUUUAACUUGGAAAUCCUUGUUUUCAGUGUGUCCAAGUCAAAAUGUGUUUCUGUGAGCUGUUACUGUGGGGAACCAAGUGCUCUGUCAUAUAGCUGGUUAUGAACUAGUAACAUGUCUGGGAAGUCCUACUGAUGUUCCUUAUUGGGAGAAAAAUUCUGCUGGUUCUAACAACUGUGCUUUUGCUAUGCAUGGUAUCCAAGUCAGUUGGAAAGCAGACCCUGAAAUCUGAGUUCAGGGUCACUUAAGAAAGGGGCAGUUUAAAGCACAAUGCCUCACAUGGGACAAAGUUCUGAAACACCAAAUUCUUUAAAAAAAAAAAAUCUAGUUAUCUAAAUUACUAGUAUUAUGAGUCAGGAGGGAGCAGAAUUGGGUUUACUGGAAACACUAUCCAACUGAAUAUUGAACUUGUCACCAUGAGAUAGCAUUAGCUGCCCAGGAUGCUGCUAUUUAAAAAAAAAAAAAAAAAAAAAAAAAAAAAAAGGAACAAAACAAAAAAAAUUCAUUUAUAUGUGUGUAUUUUUUAAAGCUAUGAUCUGUUCAAUGUUUUUACAAAUCUGUUUCUAUGACAUUGUUAAAAUAAAGUUGGUCUUUUGACGAGAGGGAGGAUGUCAUGGUCAGUGGUAAUUUUGCCUUUACAAGGCACCUGGGGUGGGGGGGCGGGGGGACUGUGCCUCCUUGACAUUUGUUCAAGCUCUAGAUUCAGUGGAGCUAUGUCUUGUUGUUCUAAGUUGCUUUAAUGCAUUGUAUUAGGUCUUCAAACAGAAUAAAGGUUGUUUUGAAACUUAA
This is a messenger RNA of Sus scrofa (pig), 13328 nucleotides long. The record is from RefSeq and is a predicted model, not a curated record. Lineage: Eukaryota; Metazoa; Chordata; Mammalia; Artiodactyla; Suidae.